This is a messenger RNA of Cottoperca gobio, 2039 nucleotides long. Its product is annotated as mitochondrial intermembrane space import and assembly protein 40-B-like. The coding region runs from base 217 to 693 and encodes 158 amino acids. The transcript is spliced from 3 exons. Gene Ontology annotation, cellular component: mitochondrial intermembrane space. Gene Ontology annotation, molecular function: protein-disulfide reductase activity. Lineage: Eukaryota; Metazoa; Chordata; Actinopteri; Perciformes; Bovichtidae. The record is from RefSeq and is a predicted model, not a curated record. Gene Ontology annotation, biological process: protein import into mitochondrial intermembrane space.
UCUGCGCGACCGGAAAUAGACCAGACGAAGAAGACUCCAUCCAUGCUCAAGCAAGGAUAGUUGUGAAACAAGCUAGCUGAUGCUGCUACUAAAAACAUUCGCCCUCUUCAUGUGUUGUGUUGUGUUGUGUUGUGUUGUGUGUCAGUAAUAGUCGUAGUCCCUGGAGCUGCGGCUGUAAAUCAAAAAGAGGAAUUUAAUCUGUCCCAGUGAGAAGACAUGAGCUCGGUCAGAGAGGAAGGUAAAGACCGAAUCAUCUUUGUCACCAAAGAGGAUCAUGCAUCACCCAGCAGUGCUGAGCUCGUAGAGGAAGAUCCUAAUGACCCAUAUGAGGAGCGAGGUCUGAUUCUUCCCAGUGGGGAGAUCAACUGGAACUGCCCCUGCCUGGGUGGGAUGGCCAGUGGUCCCUGUGGGAUUGAAUUUAAGAACGCCUUCUCCUGUUUCCACUACAGUAAGGAGGAAGUGAAGGGUUCUGAAUGCCUGGAUCAGUUCAGGGCCAUGCAGGAGUGUAUGCAGCAUUACCCAGAGCUCUAUCCACAAGAUGAUGACAAGGUGCAACAUGAACAAUCAUCAGAAACGGACCAGACCCCACAACACUCUGCAUCUGCAGAAACGCCAGAUGCAAACUCAGCAUCUGCCACCGAGCAAGACUCUGAUAGAAUACAACCCAACGCAGAGGACUCAGUGGAAAGCUAAUGAUGAGCGUUGGUGGCAACGUGAGCCACAAGAGUUUAAAGUCCAACUGAAAUCACAUUCAGUCAACACUUAAAAGGAAGAAAAAAAGUUUUAGCACGAAAUAUCAGAAAUGCUAAUUUUGCUCUUAGUGGCGGUCGUCAGUGUUUCAUGAGUUAACAAACCUGCACUGUGAUUUGCAGACGUGUGUGUUGUCAGCAUUGAGGGAUAAAUGCCACACCAGCAUCUAAACUGAACAAAACUGUUAAAUGUUUGUUCAGUUCAACACGUUACGGUGCAGGUAAAACGUGCCGUCACGUUUGUAAGUUCGAUAUGAGGCUUUAGCAGGAAUACUAUGUGUGUUGUUAUUUAAAGUGUUGCUACUGCUUUAUGCAAUUAUACAAAUAUACGCUUCAAAAUGAUGCGAUUUCAUUGCCUUUAUGGAAACAAGUUCUCAAUCUAUAAAACGAAAUAUAAAGUAUUCCGAUGAAUUAGUAACCAAAACAUACAUUAAAUUAUAUUACAUAUUAAAUAUAUAAGCGCUUCCUUUUUAGUUAAUGAUUUGAGUGCAUCUGGUUUACACAAUGUGCUGCAGACACAAAGAACAUGACAUUUAUUUUCAGUUGGACUAAAGAUUCUAUUUAUGAAUAAGAUGGGCUUAUACUUUUGUAAAACUGAAACUAUGUUAUCAAUGAAAUGACUAUAUUGAGUGUUUAAAUUAAAGUUGUUCAAUCAUGCCUUUGGGUACAGGCCAGACGAGAUUAAAGGAUCUUUAAUUCAAUAAAUAAUUAUUUAACUGAAUGUCUUCGGUUUUAAACAUUUAAGACAUUUAAAGACCUCAGACUUUGAGAAACUGGGAAAUUUCUCACUAUUUUAUGACAUUUUAUUGAUCAAACGAUUAAUAAAUAAAAUAAUCGGCAGAUGAAUCAAUACUUAGAAUAUAUGUGAGUUACAGCUAUAGUCUUGAGAUGUUUUUGUGCCUGUGCUGUGAUUUACCAAAACAAGGUGUGAUUCAGAUUCUUAUGAUAUAUGUACAUUAUGUGUUAUACAAAGUUUAUACGAGUGAUGUUGCAGAUACAGUUGCUAAAUUCACAGAGCUGUAAAGAAUGUGCUGAUGACGACCUUACAGUUUCUCCUGUGUCGUCCUGAGUAGUGUGUUUCAACAGUUGCCACCUGUCGCUAUACAAGUCUAAUGUAUUAUUAUUAUUAAUAAUAUUAUUAUUAUCGGUCCUGCAUUCUCCUGCAAAUGUAUAACCAGACAGACAACCUUUACCUCAGCUGAACUUAAAUGCACCAUACAUGUCCAACACAGGAAGGUAACAUUGUUGAAAGUUUUAUAAUAAAUGUUCCCUGAUACUAUUGGUUAUUAU